GCGCGAAACGAUGGAGCGUAGCGGAGGUCGCCAGCAGAGGGCGACGACGAGUGAACUGCCUAAACUAAAGCGCCAUGACGAAGAAGAAAGCCCGGAAAAAGACAAGAGCGACAAGUUUGGAACCGAGGACGAUGACCGCCGCUAUGGCGACGAAGGUGUUCCGCAGCCCGGCUCGACACGGCUACGCGGUGGAGGCGUCGCCCUUCUUCCCUGGCAGGCUGGCGUGCGCCACCUCUCAGCACUACGGCAUAGCAGGUGGCGGCUCACUUUUGGUUCUGGAUGAAACGCCGGCCGGACUGCGCCUCGUUCGAAGCUGGGAGUGGAGCGACGGCUUGUUCGACGUGUCGUGGAGCGAGGCCAACGAGCACGUGUUGGUGGCGGCCGGUGGCGACGGGAGCCUGCAACUGUGGGACGUUCAUCACGGCGCCCCAAUCGGGCUGGCCAAGGGGCACGCGCAAGAGGUCUACGCGGUGGACUGGAGUCAGACGAGAGGCGACGACGCCAUCGUGUCGGGAUCGUGGGACCGCACCGCCAAAGUAUGGGACCCCAUCCUUGGCCAAUCGCUGAGCACUUUCACAGGUCACCAGGGCGUCAUCUACAGCACCAUUUGGUCCCCUCACAUCUCGGCGUGCUUUGCUUCAUGCUCAGGUGACGGGACACUACGAGUGUGGGACGUCAAGGCCGGUGCAUGCCGAUUGGCGGUCCCGGCGCACGACGGCGAGGUCCUGAGCUGCGAUUGGUGCAAAUACGAUCAGAAUAUCAUGGCGAGCGGCUCGGUGGAUGGCAGCGUGCGCGUUUGGGACCUGAGGAACCCCAGACGGCCCGUCAAUCAAAUGAGAGGCCACACCUCCGCCGUCCGUCGAGUCAAGUUUUCUCCUUUUAGCGGCAACACGUUGGCGUCCUGCUCGUACGACUUCACCGUCAGGUUCUGGGACCGGACAAGGGACGGCGCCCCAGUGGACACCGUGGAACAUCACUCGGAGUUUGUGUGCGGAUUGGACUUCAGCCUGCACGUACCCGGCCAGGUGCUCGACUGCGCCUGGGACGAGACGGUCAAGAUCUACACACCGCCGAGUUUGUCUGCCGGCGCGGCGCGCCUGUGAAAAGGUCACGCCCCCGAUGACACCCCGACGCUGCUGUGUCAUUGAGUCCCAGCGGGUCUUGCAACGCUGAGGGAGCCCAAGGCGGCAGCGGUGGGUGAGAAAGGCAAACGGAUGGCACACGUCCAGCUCCCCGACUGUUAGCGGACUCGACUGAUGGAAGCUUCCGUUUGGGACGGCUCGGUGCUGGCCGAAUGCAGCUUUGGAAUGUUCAUUUGCACAUUGGAGAUGUCCAAACGAGAGCUUCUUCUUCAACUCUUGCGCACAGCGUUAGCGGGCUUGGUGUGUGCGUGUGCAUGCGUGUGUGCGUGCGCGUGCGUCAGGCUCCUAAUGGAAGUGUUUGAUGUUUCUGUUCAAAUGAGCGUCUGCUAAUCUUGGAGCAACAAUAAGCCCCCCCAGUGGGCCUGCUGCUAAUCUACUGGCCGGGUUAAUUGGAAGCCUGCCCCCCACCGUCCCCACCACAUUACCUCAGUGAUUUCCUGAUCAACAUUUUCAAUUAAAACUAUCAAAGGUAA
Messenger RNA from Syngnathus acus (greater pipefish), 1615 nucleotides. RefSeq names its product peroxisomal biogenesis factor 7 (gene pex7). Gene Ontology annotation, cellular component: cytosol; peroxisomal matrix. The record is from RefSeq and is a predicted model, not a curated record. Gene Ontology annotation, biological process: protein import into peroxisome matrix. Bases 75 to 1103 code for a protein of 342 amino acids. The transcript is spliced from 11 exons. Gene Ontology annotation, molecular function: protein binding. NCBI's taxonomy places the organism in Eukaryota, Metazoa, Chordata, Actinopteri, Syngnathiformes, Syngnathidae.